This is a messenger RNA of Manduca sexta (tobacco hornworm), 446 nucleotides long. RefSeq names its product trypsin inhibitor-like. Gene Ontology annotation, molecular function: serine-type endopeptidase inhibitor activity. Bases 28 to 282 code for a protein of 84 amino acids. The record is from RefSeq and is a predicted model, not a curated record. Lineage: Eukaryota; Metazoa; Arthropoda; Insecta; Lepidoptera; Sphingidae. The transcript is spliced from 3 exons.
AUAUAAUUAACUGUCAAGAUAAACAAGAUGGUGAAGCAAUUGACACUUUUAGUAAUAAUUGCUGUUGUGCUAAUAUUAGGAGAAGUCUCAGCACACUUCGUCAAAGUCAGGGAAGAAAGAUGUUUGCAACCAAUUCUGCGUGGUGAAUGUAAUGACUAUCACACAAGGUAUGCCUACGAUCCGGAGAUAAAUAAAUGCGUGAGAUUUAAAUAUGGCGGCUGCGGAGGGAGCUCGAACGAGUUCCUUCACCAUCAUGAGUGUCGACAUGCUUGCAUAAUAUAAUUAAAUACGAGGAUUCAAUCAGCCUAUCGCCAUCUACUAAACGUAGGCAAAUGAGCGCCUACCACGCCGGUCCGCUGCCCGCCGCUUUUCAAGUCUAAUAAAUAAAAAAGUAAAAAAAAAAUGUUGUUAAACGGUUUUAUAUUGCAGAUAAAUGUACUAAAAGC